This is a messenger RNA of Closterium sp. NIES-67, 631 nucleotides long. NCBI's taxonomy places the organism in Eukaryota, Viridiplantae, Streptophyta, Zygnematophyceae, Desmidiales, Closteriaceae. The record is from the annotation of a GenBank genome assembly.
GGGUAGAGGCGGUGCGGUGGCUGUUCUUGUCCUCAUGCCGGCCCCUCGUGUGCCACCUGCACCGCACCAUGGCGUCCGGUGACCUCCCAGCCUUGCUUCCGCUCAAACCCCAUGCGUCUGCUGCUGCUGCUGCUGCUUCUGGUUUCAACUACCUGCUGCCGUCGUUCCUCCAUCCAGUGUCACACCUCGUUGUAAGAACAGCACAGCAGCAGGCCGUUCUCCUCUCCGCCCCAUCCCCCCCCGUCCGUCAGCUCGUCCGCCGCCUCUCCUCGCUCCUCUCCUCCCUCUUCCUCCCCCACUCACACCCCCUCCCCUCUUUCACGGGUUGCUACAGGGAGCACUGUGCAGCGCUGAGGCGCCUCUUCCUCUCCCACCACUCCAACCUACCCUCUGCUCUCCUGCACGCCCUGCACUCUGUGGCUGCCUCCCCUCCCUCGCCUCCUCCGCCUCCUCCGCCACCUCCUCCUCCCCAUCCCCCCUCCAUGCCUUCAUCGCGCCCUCCUCCCUCGCCUCCUCCUGCUCCUCUUUAUCACCGUCGCCCGCUCACCCAGCAUCAGCAGUGCCGGGACUGCUGGGAGUGGGCAGUACCAGCAAGAGGCUGACGUGGAGCCCGUUGUCUGCCCACCGUGAG